This is a messenger RNA of Spinacia oleracea (spinach), 708 nucleotides long. RefSeq lists its product as uncharacterized. Gene Ontology annotation, cellular component: RZZ complex. Gene Ontology annotation, biological process: endoplasmic reticulum to Golgi vesicle-mediated transport; mitotic spindle assembly checkpoint signaling. The transcript has 6 exons. Lineage: Eukaryota; Viridiplantae; Streptophyta; Magnoliopsida; Caryophyllales; Amaranthaceae. The coding region runs from base 1 to 708 and encodes 235 amino acids. The record is from RefSeq and is a predicted model, not a curated record.
AUGAAUCCAGAUGAUGAUGCUUCAAAGUUAGUUGAUUUUCAGAAGAUCAUGAACUUUUCUUCUGAAUUUGAGACUGUUUUAAAGGAGGUUAUGUUCAUUUCUGAAUCUGAUAAGAAUGAUGAAAGAUUAAACAACUUUGCUGAUAACGUGGAGGUGCACUUUGCUGUGAGGAAAAAGAGAGAAAUGCUGGCAAAUGCUAGACAGUUGAUUCUACGAUGUGACUUUACUGUUCCAGAAGAGUUUAGCAGCAAAGGACCUAAGUUCAUAAAUAACACAUACAAUGAUUGUGCUGUCAAUUUGCUUUUUUCGUCAGAGAGGUGUAUAGUGUCCCUUGCUGCUUGUCAGUUGAUGAAGUUGGUGCAUCAAACACUUCAACGUGGAACAGGCUUGUCAACUCCCCUGAACACAUCUUCUACGCGGCAAAUGAAAUCUGCAGAAGUUCUGGCUGAAUAUUUGAAAAAUUUCCGUGCAGACAACAUUGUGAACAAUGCUGAAUUCAUUAGAGAGAGCAUUGUUCCAGAAGCUGGGCCUUGGACUAUCUUGGGUCAGGUGCUUAAGAGAGCCCGGGAUCCUGUUAUAACUCCAGGUGCACAAAAGCAACUCAGUUAUUACUUUCUGAAUGCAUUUGAUAAUUGGGGGGGUUUCAAAACGAACCCACUAUAUGCGAUACUUCAUGAGGUGAUUUACUGCCAAGGUGUUCCAUCUUAG